ACAACAACGACAACAACGACAACAACGACAAAAGAAACAGCAACACCCGUUUCUUCAUCGUUGUGUAGUGCAGAAAUUCCUCUCAGGGUUGCUUGUUACUGUACGGCGCCAUGUAAAAAUUCCACUGACGAUUUGGACAUGGUGAAUCCCCGCUCCUCAGCAGCUCGAGCAAUGUCACUCUUCAACAAUUCCCCAUCCUCUUCGCACUUGGCGACGUUGGCACACCCGAUAUCAGCAGCUUCUGCAGCACCACAGGCAUCUCAAACACUUACUGUUGGUUCUUCUCCUAUGUUGUGCCCCAUGACUUCAGCAGUUUCCUCUUCGUCGCCGUCCAUAUCACCGCCGUCCCCGACGUCUUCUUUCUUCAAGUCUUUCCUCUUCGGAACUUCUCAACGUACACUCCGGCCAGUUUCAUAUCUAUUGCUGUUGUUUCUUCUGACAUUUUGCUCAAAUUGUGUGAACGCCAACGGGACUUUCACGAACUGCGGUGGACGCCUGGAGGGACCACAUGGUACGAUCCAAACUCCGGGCUUUCCUAGGCCGUUCCCUGUUCCUAUUCGGUGUCGCUGGGUUAUCCAAAUACCGCAGGAUAAAAAACUGGUCAUCUAUUUUACUCAGUGAGUACGUAGCGCUGGACCUGGCGGUGGUUGACUUCUCCAACAUUCACCUCCGUGUAGAGGAGCACCUGAUGGAGGCUCACGGCUUCAACAUCACGUACACCGUCAUCCCCAAGACCCAGACCAUCAGGAACAACACGUGCAGUGCGCCUGACUGCACCUUCCUGGGCCACUGCCUGGCCUCGGCUGAUUACAGCACAUUCAGCUGUGUGUGUUUCGAAAGAUUCCACGGAAAGAAAUGUGACAAAGGCCCAAAAUGUGACCCAGACAACGGACUCAACAGCAGGUGCAAGAAUGGAGGGAGAUGCAGAGAUCUAUCAUGUGGCUGUAGAGCUGCCAGUGAAGGAACAAACUGACUUGGAUGUCAACUUAGAUAAAUUACUUGACAACUGGGACAAAAUCCAAAGACAGCUCCAGUACAAUCAGUUUCCGCUUUGUCAUUGAGAAGGAUGAAGUACCAAAAGCCGCAGGUGCUGUCAAAAAUUUGGUGAGGUCCGGCAAGUUUUUCGGUGUACUCAUAGACAAGGAGAACGUUUCCAUCUCUACGCACCCGGGCCAGUUCACAUGCGAGAUCACAGACUUUGGACGCAGCAUGAAGCGUUCGGUGAUGCUAGAAGUUCUGCCACACCCUCGUGUAGUGGUCACGCCUCUCACCAUCAGCGCACAGACCAACACCAAACAAACGUUCAGUAAACGCAAGUCAGAUUUGCCCAAACAACUCUAUGGAAGGCGUCCAGUGGACACAGGCAUUUGGCGGGUUUUAUGAUCUACAGAUAUGCCCAACCGAUGCUUCCAAGGGGACGCUUCUUGGAGUGGAUGAUGAUGCUGAUGAAGAUUCAACUCGGGUACCAGGAGGUCCGUCUGAUGGACGUGUUCGAUGACCUCUACGAGAUCGCCCAGCAGGCCAGGGGCCGGAUGUUUGCCGGAGACCUGGACAUCUCAGCGAAGACCGUGCACUCUAUCCUAACAACGGCUAAGGAUUUCCCACCGCUGGUCCAUCGGCAGUUUGCUUCUGAGUAAACGUGAGCACAACUACACAGCUGAUGGUCAUGACAUAUUCACAUUCCAUUUUGCCUCUCUUGGAGAGAGGCAGCAGAUGGCGAGCCCCAGAUGAGACGUAUGUGUCUGAUGUGUUUUCUUACAUACCACUACAAAAGUCAGAGGGAACGUCCGACAAGUUGUAUCCUGUGGUUAUUCCACACAACCAGGCUGUCAACAUCAAGGAUCAGUUUGCUAUUAGAGAAACAACAAUUUGCUUGUCAUGGGAAAGAGAAAAAAGGGAGAGUACAACAGGUCUGUGGGUCAAUAACACCUGCACAGUGGUGGAGACAAUGACCAACAUAACACACUGUCUGUGCCCUUUGCCUGGACACUUCACACUCAUCAUGGUGCCUGUGAACAAAACUGUGCUGGUCUCUGAAAGCACAUAUGACAAUUUGCCGUUGAUCCUUGCCUGCAUCAUCGCACUGGUGUUUUUGAUGCCAGCAUUAUUACUGUACCUCUUAGCCUGGAGACUCCUGUGCCAGGAAAGACAGGCCAUCCACUUCAAUUUCAUCUUGGCAGUCAUUUGCAUCAACAUAAUUUGCUUGAAAUGCCUGCUGAGCUCUGAAGGAGAGGUUUCAUGCAUCAUCAGUAAAAUACUUCUCCAGUUGUUCACCCUAGCAAGCUUUACUUUCAUCCUUCUGGAUGCGAUUCAAAUGCUCUUCAGCAAUUACAGUCGCAGUCCAGAGAGCAUGAAUGCGGGAUUGUUCAAGUUUUUGUGCAUUGGCUGGGGUGUGCCUAUACUGUCAGUGAUAUUUGUCAUUUUGAUGAUGACACUGUCUGGCUAUGACUCAAAAUGCUCAACCUGGUGUUGGUGGUCACAAGCUAAUCACCAUUUCUACAGCGUUCUCUCCUUCACAGGCAUUGUGAUAGUGGGUUUCAUUUUUGUCUUUGUGGCGCGCCUCAUGCUAGUGUCCCAAUGGAAAGAUGAAGUUCACUUCAGGGACAGGCGAAGAAAUAUCCGAGACAUAAUUUUCAGUGGCAUUCUGCUGUUUCUCCUAAUUGCUGACGUAGUGAUGGGGAUCCUCCAGGAAACCAACAGUAACUACAGUAAUCAAGUUGUCUUCCUUGUCAUAAAUGUUUCAUUGUCACUGUUCAUCUUGGUGAUGAUGUCACUGUUGAAAAAACCUGUACGCCUUUUAGCAAAAGCCCAGUGCCUUCGCAUCAAAGGAGAGUUGUUUGGGAUGUGUGACAAAGGUCCAAAUGUACUAAUCAAUCCUGCAAAUGCGGAGCAGCAUGCGGCGGAAGUGGAGCGGAUCCAUGAGUACUGCGAUCGCAUCGACCGUGAACGGUACACAAGCGAGCACAAACGUCAGCUUCGCUUUCUCCUGAACAGCAGCGGUUCCAGUGGCUCCUCUGGUGCUGCCUGUUCUGUGCCUAUCAUUGACUUCAGCAGCUCCAACAGUGCUGUGCAUAGUGCAGCUCAUCAAAAUUGUGCCAACGGUAAUCUUGAUAGUGGGAUUUCAGAAGGUACAGAGAGCGAGAAAUCAUCUAUCUCUCCUCCUCAGAACCAGCCAGCUAUUGUUGAGGAGCAGCCUCCUUUGACAAAAAGUGUGAAAAAAACAGAUGGUGUAAAACAUGGAAAAACCACAAAGAACAUGUCAGCUUCUAAUCUGCGAUUAAAAAAUAAAAGUUCAAGAAAGAAAGUGUGUGCAUCAUCGAAAGAAGCAGCUGCAUCCUCUUCUGAUGAUUCAUCUAAUUCGUUGUUUUCAUCUUCAGCGGUCAAACCAGUCAUAAAGUCAUAUGUGAACAUGGAAUCUGGUGCGUCUGGUAUGGCCAAAGACAAUGCUGGAGCUAUUCCAAAGAAACGAAUCCGAGCUUCUGCCUUAUCGGAGACAGAGUUGAAGAACGGUUGUGAAACAUUGCCUUUAACGGUGAAGGUUGUUGAACCCACAGAAAGUAAUGAAACAUCAGCUUACCCAGAUGAUGUCCAGGCUGAAAGAGAGUGUAUGUUGUAAAAAAACACUGAAAAAUUGUAAUGAUAAUGUAGUUUUCACUGAAUCUACUUUUUUGUGAUUAAACACUGUACACAAUGUUCAUUAAUAUUUUACUCACACUGCCAUACAUUAUAGACCUGCGAACUCUUUCACUGCCAGUGAAAGAUAGUUUCAUUCCCCAACACAAUGGUAAACAUUCUUUUCGGUAAUAGUCUAAAGUAGGACAGUAAUAGUAAUAACAAUUUCGUUUUCAUCAAACUAGGCAGUGCCUCCAAUGUUCAAAUUCGGAUUAGUCAAGAUAGUUUACUUUGAGCUGUUGUAGAAAAAUGCCUGUAAAGUAAACGCUAAUUGCAGAAGAAAUGUGAGGCAUUCCAUAUCACAGUAAGACUUGGUGUAUCAAUCUAAGCACGGAUUUUGUGGAUUUAUUAAUGGCUAAACUAUUAUUGAUAAACACAUUGAGACUGCACUUAAGUUCUCGAUUAGCACCUUAGCACACGGUAUUUUAGUAUGCUUUAAAAUAAUGCCGAAGAAGUUCAAAAUAAAGGUAUUUAUACGUAAGUGCCCCCUCUCAUUUACUUCUAAUUGUCUUGAAAAAAAUUGUAAACAUUGCAUGCCAGGGCAGUACAUGAGCCCCAUUGUGAAGUUAGGCUAGUGCAGUCUUAAUGAUUUCGUCGAAUAUUUAGGUUUUCCAAAGAAAUAUAAGAAAGCUGUAUUGAAAAAGGCAAAUCAUAUCGAUUAUGAGAGCCACUUUAAAAUGCUAUCUCAUUUUUCUUUGGAAAAAAAAUCAGUUUUGUAAGAAGAGUGCUAGGUGUGGAAGUUUGAAGAAUUUGAUCAAAUAUAGUUGUUAUUGUCAUGAUGUGCCCAUGUUUUCUUUUUACCCUAAAACCAAAGAUAUGUUUGAAGUUGUUUAAUUUAAAGGGAGUGGAGAUCUAGAAUCGGGUCAACAAUCAAAGACAAUUUGGUAAGUAAUGGUAUUAAGUAAUAAUAUUGCAUGGAAACAUCUUUGCUCAAACCCUUAAAGCAUUCCACCUGUACAUAAAUAAAAAUCAAUGUCCCGAAGUUACUUACAAAAAUGUGAACGAUAAUGAUCUUCUUUGAAAAAUAUAGGUUGUGCUAAACAGUCCAUCAAUCCUUGCUGCACUACUCACUACUUUGUCCGCUCUUUUUCACAUUGCUUGAAUAGAUUGAUUGUAUGAAUAAUCUUGUUCUCUGUCUCGGUGAAAUCAUAAGUAUGUUUUCAUUUCUUUUCAAUAUAUGUAUAUCUCUUGAUGUGUGCAAACCAUAGAUUGAAUAACUAUAAAUUGCAAUGACAAAUCUGUCAAAGCCUGAAUCUCAGCAGUUUUACUGAAGAUUAAUAUAUCAUGUAUAUUAAGUCUUAAAUAUUCUCUUAUUUUUCACUUUCUACUAAAUUUCCGUAUUUAUAGUCACAUGGUGCAAGAAAUUGUGGUAAAAGUAAAUUUCAACCCCCUAACAAUAGUUAAAAGUGUCUUUUGCACAUGACAUCUUGCUGACGCAUGUGAUGCCCUACUGAAAAUGGAGACCCAGAUAUGCAUAGCGUACUAGGUCAAGCAAGUUCGGAAUGGAGAGUUGAAUUUUACUCUUGCUAGAAUUUCAGCUUUAUUAUUCAACAGUUCUCUCUUUUUUCCCGUUCUUUGGAAUUUUGUACUAACUGAACACUUUGACACAAGUGCAGAAGAAUAGCAGAGAAGAACAAAGAUACAAAGAUGAAAGGAAAAUGCUACAUCAAAAUAGUUUGCUGUCACACAUUUUAAAUAAAAGCUUUGAUGGUCAUGCAUUUUUAUUGUCAAAAACAGGGCUGCACCUGCCUGUGUAUACUGGUUCUGUUUGAUACCCCUGGACUCAUUGGGAAAUACUGUUCAUUUUUUUUCCAGAGUUUUUAGAUUAAUAACAAUAAAUCCUUUUUAAAGUUGACUCGAUCCCAGUGUACGGGAUCAAAAAAGCUUAUCGUUUAUUGAGACUGGUCAUCUUUCUGUUCUACACCUGUACUUAAAUUGUAUGAAUUUUGUUAGUCCUUUUUCCAUUUCUUUUUAUUUUAAUUGUACUCAUGAUUUGUUACAAACAGUUUUGAAUUUUAUUUGUAGGUUUGCUUAUUUUUUUAGUUCACUUUUGUGAUGAACACAAUAAUACUGCAAUUUUAAUAUUUCUCCUGUAUGCAUUGAUUUUGUAUUCUAGCCUAGAUGAAGCCCUGUAGCUAAAUGAAAAUAUGCACAGCUCAUCCACAAACAUAUGCAGAUGUUUGGGCUUUAUCCAUGACAGUUGUUCUGAGGCAAACAUUGAAUGUGGUGGAUGAGAUCUCUCGAGACUGUAGCCCUUGUUAGCAUUUUUAAGGGACUUUGUUUGAAAGGUCAGGCCUACUCACAGAGCUAAGGACAUUCGUUAGUCUUAUAAAGAAUACGGAGACAUAAAAAUUUAUGUUGUUUCUUUUUAUCUUUUUAAAAAUUUUAUUUUGAACUUUGAAAUUCAUCUCAUUCAAUUUAGUAAACACUCUGGUAGGGUAGAUGUUUGCGUGGCAAUAGUUUUGAAUAUAACUCUGACUGAAAUGGCAGCUGCUCGAUGAGGCAGCUUUUAAAGACAGUGCACUUUAGGGACUAUUGAUUAGCUUUGUAAUAAGCUAUACAUAUAUUUAGAUAUGCUCACUUCUAUGGGGUUUUAUUUUUGCCCUUAGAUUGUUUUCAGAAAGUAGAUGUAUUAUACACGGAAUCUUACUAGUAUGGCCUUUUGAAAAUGUUUGAUUAUUGCUCAAAAUUGUGUUUGAUGUCAGUAUUUUGUGAUAUACCAUGCAGUCCACAUACUUAUAAGGAAGAGAAAA
Molecule: messenger RNA, 6425 nt
Organism: Aplysia californica (California sea hare)
Lineage: Eukaryota; Metazoa; Mollusca; Gastropoda; Aplysiida; Aplysiidae
Biological process (GO): G protein-coupled receptor signaling pathway; cell surface receptor signaling pathway
Cellular component (GO): membrane
Molecular function (GO): G protein-coupled receptor activity
Source: RefSeq, a predicted model, not a curated record